UUACGAACCAGUUGUUGUGAAUCCUUGAAGGUUUUGCUAUUGACGAAUCAAUGCCAAUCAAGACCUGGUUCUCGAACAUUUUAGGAUUUAUGUGUUGUAGCUACCGUCUGUAUGUAAUGGAAGACGGUAUAGAAGACUGUAUAGGAUGUCUGUGACUGACACAACGGAAAAUGGAAUUAGACUUAGGAAAUCUUUUUUUAAAUAGGUAUGUUAGGUGAAUAAGACUUUUUAUUAGCUAGCUACGUUGCUGUUAUGGCAGACCCUUGGAAAGAGUGCAUGGACCACUGCCUUGAAGUGACCAAACAGGCUGGGAAGAUGAUACGAGAUGCACUGCAGAAGGACAUUGCCAUCAUGCAGAAGAGUUCUCCAGUGGACCUUGUUACUGAGACAGACCUAAAGGUGGAGCAACUAAUUAUUUCCUCCAUUAGGAAGAAGUACACCACACACAGUUUCAUUGGUGAGGAGUCAGUAGCAGCAGGAGCCCCUAGCAUCCUAACUGAUAAUCCCACUUGGAUUAUUGACCCCAUCGAUGGAACCACCAAUUUUGUCCACAGAUUCCCAUUUGUGUCUGUGUCGAUUGGCUUUGCUGUGAAGAAAGAGAUUGAGUUUGGCAUUGUCUACAGUUGCCAAGAGGACAAGCUAUAUACAGCACGGAAGGGGAAUGGGGCAUUUUGCAACGGCGAACCCAUCAAAGUAUCUGGCCAGGAAGACAUCACCAAGUCCUUGGUGCUGACAGAGAUGGGCUUAAAGAAGGAUCCAGAGCACUUCAAAACCAUGAUGAGCAACAUCGAGACAAUCCUGACCAUCCCUGUACAUGGGAUCCGUUCGCCUGGCAGUGCAGCAGUCAAUAUGUGCCUUGUGGCUUGUGGGGCAGCUGACGCUUACUACCACAUGGGCAUCCACUGCUGGGACAUGGCUGGAGGAGCUGUAAUUGUUAAAGAGGCAGGCGGUGUCAUCAUGGACAUUUCUGGAGGCCCCUUUGACCUGAUGUCCAGGAGGCUGAUUAUUGCCAGCAGUAGAACCAUUGCAGAUCACCUCACCCAGGUGAUCAAAGAAUUCCCUGUAGGAAGGGACGACUCCGAGGGCUAAAGUACCAUUACGUGCCUGCAACCACACACCGCAGUGAGAUGGGCUGUUUUAGGUGUACAGACUCUAGUUUACUGUACUGUCAGUUAGUAGGGGUACUGAAGCGACACAUUGUGGGCUACUAAUUAUUUGCUUACUAUAAAAGACUUAAACGCUGUUAAACUCUGCUGUAUUCAAGUUCCUAAUCGUGAGUUUCAGAAAGAACCCAGAGAUAACCCCUCACUUUCCAUAGAUAAUUUUGUAAUGAAGUUAAUUGUUUGUCCACUUACAGUAAAAAUGCUGUAGAUGUUAUGUCUGUUGAGGUAACUGUCAAAAUAAAAGAAACCCCAACACUGAAUUAAGUGUUCAGAACAGCUUUGUGGAUUAGCGUAGACAUUCUCAUUUAUAGAAAAAUCUGGAAUUCAACUGGAGUGUUCCACCAUUGAUUUUCAAAAUAAUUCUAUAUUAUGAUGUUUUUUGUUAAUGGUGAUGGAAAACAAUGGUAGAAACUAUUGCUCAUAUAGUUUGAAAUCUGGUGACUGCCAGGUCCAUGGCAUAUUUUGAAACAUAAACAAGUGGAGUAAUUUGAUGAAUUUCAUAAGUUCCUCCUAAACAAUUGCCCCAGUAAUUAAACUUCUUUCAUAGUCCCUAAUGUUUUUUCAAAAUAUUGGGCAACUGGACAUGUCCCUGUCAUUGUAUACAUAACUCUAAGCUGUUGGGAUGUUAAUUCCGCAUCUGUGUGGAAACAUCGGUUUACAUUUUUUGUAUACCUCAUUAUAUUCUUUGUAUACCUGAUUCCUUUAUAUUGAUAGUUAUCCAUAUUUAUUAUAUAUGUUUAUUAGUCUCUAUUUAAAGUAUGGGUGUAAAUAUUUGACCUUGAACAGCAUUGUGCAAUAACAUUUUGUUGAGAUAUUUAGGGUAUCAACAUUUUGUCUUAUAAUCAUUUUGGAAUGAUAAUGGUUGGUUUUUUGAGAACCCAUUGAUAAAGUGAAGGUCUGAAUACAAAUUGCUACACAAUGAUAUUGCCACACAAAUAAAACAAACUUUUUGGGCUUCUUAUGCUUAAAAUUUUGGAUCAUUUUAUUGAUAAUUAAAGUUUAAACAGUUACCGCGGUAGUAUUUGGUUGUAGUCUUUGCAAGUCUUUGGGGUAUUUACCUUUGGGAUGCUGCUUGUGUGUACGCUCAUCACUACGGCCUCUCCCUCAUCUCUCUAAGCUCUAGCAGCUUGGCCUCCUCUGCUGUUACAGACUGGGAACAGAACUUACCAAUAGAGUUGUUCAGAGCAAAAAUUUGUUCAGACUUUUAUUGACAGAGAGAUGUGUCCUUGCAACUGAAAUAAAAAAAUAUCUUCACAAUCACAGAUAAUAAUAAAAAAAAAUGUUACUCCUUACUAUGAAAGGUACCGAAGAGUUAGUGUUAAGUU
Messenger RNA from Esox lucius (northern pike), 2488 nucleotides. RefSeq names its product inositol monophosphatase 2 (gene impa2). Gene Ontology annotation, molecular function: inositol monophosphate 1-phosphatase activity. Bases 253 to 1089 code for a protein of 278 amino acids. The record is from RefSeq and is a predicted model, not a curated record. The transcript has 9 exons. NCBI's taxonomy places the organism in Eukaryota, Metazoa, Chordata, Actinopteri, Esociformes, Esocidae. Gene Ontology annotation, biological process: phosphatidylinositol phosphate biosynthetic process; inositol metabolic process; signal transduction.